AUGGUGGAGUUGAAGACACCUGUUACGAGUGCGGUGCGCUGUUACGUGAGCCCACAGAGCCCCACGUGGCAAAAUUCUUCCUUUCUUCCGAGUUUGAAGAUGGACGCUCUGAGACGCGCUGAUGCGAAAGUAGCUCAAGCUACUCAUCCCAGGAGGAACACCAAGUGGAGGAUGCAGAGGUAUAAUCCUCUGUUCUACAUUAAGCGCAUCAUCAACAACUUGAAGAGUGUAGGCCGCAGAAGACACUGA
This is a messenger RNA of Marchantia polymorpha subsp. ruderalis, 249 nucleotides long. NCBI's taxonomy places the organism in Eukaryota, Viridiplantae, Streptophyta, Marchantiopsida, Marchantiales, Marchantiaceae. The record is from the annotation of a GenBank genome assembly.